AUGCGAUCCACUCUCUUGCUCGCCGCCAUCCCGCUCGCGGCGGCGCUUCCCCAUAGCCAGCCCGUCGGCGGCGUCCUUGGGCGACUGAGGCAUUCGGUCAAGAUGGACCCAGUGACGACCUACUCAGCUACCAUACCCUCAGACAUGUACUCGAAGUUGAGCGACAAGACAGGCGACACGGUGGUGGUCCCCCCCCUGGCGCCGGUCCCAGCCAAGACUGUCGCCCAGCCCGCAAACAUCCCAGAGACCGAGUUUGCCGAGCCGGCGGCAGCAGCAGCAGCCGAGCAGAAAGAAAACAAGAAGGAGUCCAAGCCGGCGCCCAAAGAUGAAAAAAAGAAGAACAGCGCCCAGAGUUCUGAACCAAAGGGAAAGGGAUACCAAGAUACAGCGUCGAACUUGCACAACUCCGCGCGCAAGAACAACCCCGUCAAGGCUGGGUUGAAAGAUUUGACGUGGACCGAUGACCUACAUAAAGAUGCUCUCGACUGGGCCAAGGGAUGCAAUUAUACGCAUGCCGAGAUGAAGCUCGAUAGCCCCGGCACUGUAGCCGAGAACAUCGCUUGGCAGGAGCAAGGUGCCACGUUCAAGGACGAGCUGUCGGCUUUGAAUGCCAGCUUUGAAAGCUGGUAUGACGAUGAAUUGCCAUGGUUCAACCCUGCCCAGCCCGACGUCGUGCAAACCACGGCCAGAGGCAACGUGGCUGCAGGCAAGAAGAAGGCCACCAGUGUUGGACACGUCAAGAAUAUUCUCAGCGAUUCCUUCAACGAGUUCGCCGUCGCAAGUUACUUGUGCACGACGCUUAACAUAAUUGAGAAAUCUUCUUCCGGAGUUCCGGUGGUGAAGAGAACUGUGACGAACGGCUGGUUCUCCGUUGCCCGAUUCAGCGGUCCAGUGGCAUCGAAUGGGCAAACCGACGCCUACGCGCCUGUGCAGAACUCAGUCUACCGCUAA
This is a messenger RNA of Hirsutella rhossiliensis, 951 nucleotides long. Its product is annotated as cysteine-rich secretory protein family domain-containing protein. The transcript has 2 exons. The record is from RefSeq and is a predicted model, not a curated record. Lineage: Eukaryota; Fungi; Ascomycota; Sordariomycetes; Hypocreales; Ophiocordycipitaceae. The coding region runs from base 1 to 951 and encodes 316 amino acids.